AUGAAUCUAUUUCCUUCAAGAAAUCUUUUUUCAAACCCUAGUUCACCUUAAACUUUUGAACCAAAUCCAUGUAAGAAGUUAUUUGUUAAUCCUCCAUUUACACCUGAGUUUGGCAAUUAAAUUAGAUAACCAAUAAAAUUAUAAGUAAGAGAGGGGAUAGGAAUUGAAUAAAAAAAAUAAUUAGCUUUGAAAAUUUAUUAAUAAUAAGAAUAUAAGAAUUAAAACGAUUAAAUUAAUUCACCUAGUACUCCUAAAUAAAAUGAGAGAAAAUUAUAAUAAUCAACAGGAGAGAAAAGUAAGCAAAAUCAAAUAAAUAAAAUUAAUAAGAGAAAAGUAAUUAGAAAUUUGAAUAAGUAAUUUGAUGGAGAAUUAGGGGUUUCAAAAAGUAGAUAUUAAGAAGAAUAUAUAUAAGUGGAUGUUUUGGGUAGUGGUUAUUUUGGAUAAGUUUAUAAAUGUAAAAAUAGAUUUACAAAUUAAAUUUGUGCAAUAAAAUGUACAAAAAUAAAAAACAAUAAAUUAAAUAUUGAUUUAGCAAAUGAAUCUCAAGCUUUGGCAUAUUUAAAUUCUAAAGGAGCAUGUAAAAAUUUAGUUAGAUAUUUUACUUCAUGGUAAGAAGGAAAUAUGUUAUAUUUGUUAAUGGAAUAUUGUGAUUAUAGUGUUAAUUCAAGAUAAGAUUAUGAGGAAUUCGAAAUUAAAAAAAUACUUAAAGAUAUAACUAAUGGAUUGAUUUUCUUGCAUGAAUAAUAAAUAACACAUCUUGAUAUUAAACCAGAAAAUAUUCUAUAUAGUAAGAAAGAUGGUUAAUAUAAAUUGGCUGAUUUAGGUUUAUCAAAGAAAAUAUAAUAACGUCAAGAAGAUGUAAGUGUUGGAGACUUUAGAUAUAUUGCCAAAGAAUUACUUAAUCAGACAGAGAAGUUAGAUCUAUGCAAAACUGAUAUAUUUUCUUUAGGUGUUACUCUUUAUUAAUUAAUGAUAAGAUAGUAAUUACCAUCAAAUGGAGAAGAAUGGCAUCGUAUUAGAGAUGGUAUUCGAAUUACUGAUUUUCCUGAAAACAUGUAUUCUCUAAGAUUAAGAAGUUUAAUAUGUAGAAUGAUGGAUCCUAAUCCUAUUUCAAGAAUUAGUGUUAAAGAUAUUUUGGAAGAUGAGUAUAUAUAUAUCAAGAAUGAAAAUUAUAUCAAAUGGGAAAAAAUACGUGGUUUGAUGCUUAGAAGAUAAUUAGAUGAAUAAUUAAUUAAAUAAAGAAAAUACAGUAUAUGA
Messenger RNA from Paramecium pentaurelia, 1257 nucleotides. NCBI's taxonomy places the organism in Eukaryota, Ciliophora, Oligohymenophorea, Peniculida, Parameciidae. The record is from the annotation of a GenBank genome assembly.